CAAGCGAUGUUUGAUUGAAAAUUACUGAUUCGGCUUUCGGUUGUUGGUGGUGAUUCAGUGUGUGUGUGUGUUUUGUGAAUUUUGUGUUUUUUUUAAGUGGAAUUUUCUUUAAAAACAUUGAAAAUAUGGCGCCCAAUUGUCAAUUAGAAAGAACGUUUUUAAAUCAAUCAAAAUUGAUCCAAAGUGUUCAUCAUCAUCACAAUCAACAUCGACAAUGGUCAUUUUUGUCCAUUAUAAUGAUCAUCAUUAUAACCAUAACAACAACAUCGGUGAUAAAUCCAGUUCAUGCAUCUGGUUAUUUUGAAUUACAAUUUAUUGAAGGUAUAAGAAAUUCAACAACCAUACAUGUUUGUUUAAAAGAAUUUUGGAAUUCACAAAUCAAUCUAAAUCGUUGUACAUUUGGUCAGAAAACUUUGACAAUUUUAUAUUAUGAUUAUCAACAUUAUCAUAUUGAAUCAAAUUUGGCUAUUUCUACCUCUUCUUCUUCUUCUUCGGCAACAACAACUACCGGCAUUACUAACAACAAUAAUAAUAAACAAUCAAUGAUACGUAUACCAUUUAGUUUUCGUUGGAUUGGAUCAUUUUCAUUUACAAUCCAAUUGGCCGAUAAUAAUCAAUGGUCGUCGUCAUCAUCAUCGUUAACAGCAAUGGAUAGAUUUAUUGUUGAAGAUGAAUUUGCUAUACCGGGUAAACAUUGGAAAUAUCGUACAUUUCAUGCAAGCGAUGGUCGUAUAAUAUCGAUACGUUUUCGUAUCGAUUGUGAUCAUUAUUAUCAUUCAGAUGAUUGUGCUACAUUUUGUCGUGAACGUAAUGAUACAUUUGGUCAUUAUUCAUGUGAAUCGAAAAAUGGACAUAAACAAUGUUUAUAUGGUUGGAAAGGUGAAAAUUGUGAUAAACCAAAAUGUCGUAAUGGUUGUAAUGAAAUGCAUGGAUUUUGUGAAUUACCCGAUGAAUGUCAAUGUCGUUCACCAACCGCACCAUUUUUAACAUUACUUACACAUGGUAUAGGUCCAUUCAAAAUUCAAAUUUUCAAUAUUCAAAAAAAAAUUGUAAUUUGA
This is a messenger RNA of Dermatophagoides pteronyssinus (European house dust mite), 1058 nucleotides long. RefSeq lists its product as uncharacterized. Gene Ontology annotation, biological process: cell communication. The record is from RefSeq and is a predicted model, not a curated record. Gene Ontology annotation, molecular function: calcium ion binding. NCBI's taxonomy places the organism in Eukaryota, Metazoa, Arthropoda, Arachnida, Sarcoptiformes, Pyroglyphidae. Gene Ontology annotation, cellular component: membrane.